ACAUUGACUUUUACAGUCUUUUAAAAACAAAUUAACUCCUCGGUUUUAAUUUUGACAUCAUCCCCACAUCUCUGGAGAGGAGGCCGAGUGCACUUUUGACCGUGAUUCAUAUUUAAAAUUGGUCACACAAGAACAAAAGUAUUAAUAUGUCAUUUUUUAUUCCUUACAGAACUCCUUCUCGGCACUCUACGGACGCACCAAAAAGCUGCUUGCGACGAAGAUAUGGUUACCCUGAUAUGUCCAAGAGGGACUACCAUCAGCAUCCAGGUGGCGCAGUAUGGGGCCUCGGCGUCACAGAGCUCCUGCACUUCAGAGCUGGCGGAAUACCAGCCAGUAGCCGUGGAAGUCGUUGGAGACACGUCUUGCACGUGGCCGAGUGCUUUGCAGUACUCCUUGUUACAGACGGUGGUGGAGGCGUGUCAGAAGAAAAGGACGUGUAAGUUCCACACCAGCCCUAAGGCCUUCGGGGUGGACCCGUGUCCAGGGUCCAGGAGGUUCGUGGAGGUCGCCUACAAGUGUCGUCCAUAUGAAUUCCGCAGUAAAGUGGGGUGCGAAAACGAUGUUCUCCACCUGAGCUGUAACCCUCACUCCAGGGUGGCCAUAUACUCAGCUCAGUACGGCAGGACAGAGUACUCCAUACAGUGCCCACAGCCACGAGGAAUUAAAGAGGAGACGUGCCUGGAGCCGUACGCGACAGAAACAGCCAUGAGGGAGUGCCACGGGAAACGCCGCUGCGUGCUAUCAGCUGACAGCCAGAUGUUCGGCAAGCCCUGCCGGCCUGGAAGCAGAACCUACCUCAAAGUCGUAUACACUUGUGUGCCAAGGACAGUACUUAAGGAGAGGUAUGAAAGUGCUCCUGAAGAAGACGAAGCUGCUCACGAUGUAUCUGAUCUUGAUCACGAUGAAGUCGACGAUUCUGGUGACCGUUGGUGGGUGGAGUCUGCCGUACCUCCAGCGCCAGCUGUGGCUGCGGUGCCUCCCCAGAGACCUUCCAUGUCCACCAGUGUCAAUGUCAGCAGUACCAGAGAUGUGCCAUUGGCGUCACCACCCAAACACCAUUUGGCUAAAGAUGAUCAAUUUGACAUCAUGUACCUAUACAUCAUCGCUGCGGUGUCGCUGGCCAUCGUGCUGUGCAUCAUCGUAGCCAUCGUUCGUUGUGUGAUGCGCAAACAAAGCAACGAACAGCCCAAAGGUCCAGAUGUGUCAGCCACCACCGAAAUCCCCAACGGUUUCAACGACAGCAUAUCAGAGGUCGACAACGACAUCAACAUCACUAGUCUGUCUGGUCCAGUUGACACAGUGGACUCAGGAAUGAAGCCAGAAAUCCAAUUCACAAAUGUAGCCCUCAGUCCCAAGAUAAAUCGUUAUGUUGGCCGUCCUGUGCCUAAUACUUACCCCCACGUAAGCACCAACAUGUACGGACAAGUUGCAGAAUACCCCAUAGAAAUGCCCCUGCGAACAAUGCCACACGGGACCCUGGGUCGAGGAGUAGCCGUAAAGACACUCCCUCGAGUUCAAAUGCAAAAUGAAACAGACCCUAACACAAGGAGUUUAUAUCGAUAUUCCAAUGCGCAAUACUACUUCGGGUGACAAGAGCAGAAAGGUCAGUGUUCAGACGUAUCCAGGACUUAUUGUUUCUAGAUAGUAGAAGUGUAAAUAGUUCACAAGACUAGGAGUCGUAUUGUCCUACUUUUAAACAUGGAAACUGUGAUAUUAAUUGAAACUUUCCUAUUGUACUGCUGACAGUUUUAAAACUUCGGACUCGGAGAGGCACUGUAUUUAAUUAUAUUCAGUCUGAAAAUCUAGAUCAGGUAAAAAUAGAUUAAUCUUUUCAACUUUAAUGGCUGUUGAGUGUUUAAUGAAUUUUACUUUGUAAAUUAAAUAUUUUGUUAGAUCCAUAAUUAGUUUUGAUGUUUAUAUUAUAUUUACAAUUUUCACAUAGAAUUUAACUUUACUAACACUCAUCAAGCAAUGAGUAGACAAAAGCCGUAUAGUACACCAAAAUAUAAUCAAUGUCACAUAUAUUGAGUCCAUAAUACAAACUAUAUUCCAAUACAAUGUCAAGAAUCGAUGAAUAGUGAAUUUUACAAUCGUAAAAUGAAACUUGUAACCGUUGAAUGUUCUUGGAAAGUUACGUCACUUUUGCCACGAAAGUUACGCUCGUUGCGGAUCAUUUUGCAAAUUGUUCAGACUCUGCGAAAUAUUAUAUUAAUGAAUGUAUUUCACAUAAUUUGUUCGACGCGUAGAAGGAAGAUCAAAAGUAAUAUAUAUACGUAUAUACUACUAUCGCCUGAUUUAUAUAACAGAAGGCUGCAACUUACUCUCGCUACAGUAUACAUCUAGUUUUUUAACAUACAUUACAUUUAGUAAUUUGACAGUUAUCGUUUUUUUUACAAUUAUACGUAUAAUCACGUCUAUAUCCUUUGCGGGGUAGACAGGCCAGCAAUCUUAAAAAGAUUUAGGUCACAUUGUUGAGCUUAGUUAUAGAAUUCAGAUUCAAAUAGAGACAGGUUGCUAGCCCAUCGCCUACAAGAGGAAUCCCAAGUUUAUAAGCCUAUCCCUUAGCCGCUUUUUCAUCAUCCAUGGGAUAGAGAUGGAGUGAUAUAUUCUUUUACCAA
Molecule: messenger RNA, 2618 nt
Organism: Amyelois transitella
Lineage: Eukaryota; Metazoa; Arthropoda; Insecta; Lepidoptera; Pyralidae
Exons: 7
Coding region: 223-1590 (455 amino acids)
Molecular function (GO): carbohydrate binding
Source: RefSeq, a predicted model, not a curated record